Messenger RNA from Hylaeus anthracinus, 365 nucleotides. RefSeq names its product optomotor-blind protein-like. The coding region runs from base 12 to 365 and encodes 117 amino acids. Gene Ontology annotation, molecular function: DNA-binding transcription factor activity, RNA polymerase II-specific; RNA polymerase II cis-regulatory region sequence-specific DNA binding. Lineage: Eukaryota; Metazoa; Arthropoda; Insecta; Hymenoptera; Colletidae. Gene Ontology annotation, cellular component: nucleus. Gene Ontology annotation, biological process: positive regulation of DNA-templated transcription; regulation of transcription by RNA polymerase II; cell fate specification. The record is from RefSeq and is a predicted model, not a curated record. The transcript is spliced from 2 exons.
GGUCUAGGCAGAUGUUCCCUCAGAUGAAGUUCCGAGUGAGUGGAUUGGACGCCAAGGCAAAGUACAUGCUACUGCUGGACAUCGUGGCGGCCGACGACUACAGAUACAAGUUCCACAACAGCAGGUGGAUGGUGGCGGGGAAGGCCGACCCGGAAAUGCCGAAGAGGAUGUACAUCCAUCCGGACUCGCCGAGCACGGGCGAGCAAUGGAUGCAGAAGGUUGUCAGUUUCCACAAACUCAAGCUCACCAACAACAUCAGCGACAAGCACGACUUUGUAAGUAUUGUACGUACCGACAACCAAACAAUUACUUACUUACUAGCCACUAAGUUCCCGGAGCUCCGAGUCUCGCAAUUAAUCGCCUAA